Messenger RNA from Plenodomus lingam JN3, 411 nucleotides. RefSeq lists its product as uncharacterized. The record is from RefSeq and is a predicted model, not a curated record. NCBI's taxonomy places the organism in Eukaryota, Fungi, Ascomycota, Dothideomycetes, Pleosporales, Leptosphaeriaceae. Gene Ontology annotation, cellular component: cytosol; nucleus. Gene Ontology annotation, molecular function: DNA binding.
AUGUCUGACGAAGAUCUCGAGCAAAUCAGGCGUGCGCGCCUACAACAGCUGCAACAGCAAGGUGGGGGAGGCGGCGGCGGCGGCGAAGGUUCAGAGCAAGAAUCAAGACAGCAAAGAGAAAACGAACAGCGCAAUUCCAUCCUCUCCCAAAUCCUCACACCCGAUGCCGCCGAUCGCCUGGGCAGAAUACGCCUCGUCAAGGAAUCGCGCGCAACCGACAUCGAGAACCGCCUCAUUAUGCUUGCGCGCACGGGGCAGAUCAGGCAAAAGGUCAGCGAAGACCAGUUGAAGGAGAUUCUGGGAGCGGUCGCAGAGCAGAAUGAGAAGGAGGAGCAGAAGAUCGUUGUCAAUCGCAGAGGAGGCAAUUGGGAUGACGAUGAUGAGUUGGAGGAGCUCAUGAAGGACGUUUGA